Messenger RNA from Phialemonium atrogriseum, 1505 nucleotides. RefSeq lists its product as uncharacterized. NCBI's taxonomy places the organism in Eukaryota, Fungi, Ascomycota, Sordariomycetes, Cephalothecales, Cephalothecaceae. The coding region runs from base 282 to 1241 and encodes 319 amino acids. The transcript has a single exon. The record is from RefSeq and is a predicted model, not a curated record.
GUUCAAUUUGAUAGAAACGGAUGUAUCAUCCUUUGUGUGCAUUUAUGCUUUGUUCUCGGGCGACAACAACUGAUUAUAUCUCAGCUCAACCAGUUUAUACAAAAUGCUUCAAGCUGGAUCUCCAUCUUGUUCAGAGGCAAUGCUAUUGUGAACUGAUUGGGUUUGGGGAAAGGGUCUAUAGGAAACGCAUAAAUACCUACCGUCCUUGCCUCUGUGGAAUAGAGUUUCUCAUGUCUUCAUAACCUCAACACCCUAACUAAGGUGUAGCCAUCUCAUCCAUCAUGCUAUCCCUCCAGAAUCUCGUCCUGUUUCUCAUCAUCGCCAAUUCCUCCGGACACAUGCAGAUGUCCUACCCACCAGCUCUCCGUUAUAAGAGCAACCCUUACUCGGGGGAUGACGUCGACUACUCCCUGACGAAUCCACUCUCAAGCUCCGGUUCCGACUUCCCCUGCCAUGGAAGUUUGGAUCUCCUGAGGACGUCCAAGGCCACCCCCGUAGCCUCUUGGAUAGCCGGAGAGACUUACAACAUGACCAUCACGGGCGGGGCCCCGCACAACGGCGGCUCCUGCCAGGCGUCCCUCUCCCACGACAACGGCAAGACCUUCACCGUGAUGCACAGCUACAUCGGCGGUUGUCCGUCGGGCUCCGAGUCCAGCUUCUCCUUCCGCGUCCCCGCCGACGCGCCCCCCUCCGACUCGGCCCUGUUCGCCUGGACGUGGCAGAACAAGGUCGGCAACAGGGAGAUGUACAUGAACUGCGCCGUCGUCAAGCUGGCCCGCGGCUCCGGCGCCGUCCCCACCGGCGGGGUACCCUUCGGGAGCCGCCCGGGCAUCUUCGAGGUCAACAUCGGGAACGGCUGCCAGACGCCGCAGUCCGCUAACUUGCUGUACCCCAAUCCUGGUCCUGACGUCGACGUGAACGACCCUGGUGCAGUGCCUGCGAUUGGCUCAUGCGAGACCACCAGCUCUGGAAGCUCCGGCAGCUCCGGCACCACGGCCGACUCGCCCGGAAGCUCAUCUGGUGACACCUUCUCCGCCGGCCCCGGGAGCUCUGCAAGUGUAGGGGGCUCCCUCAGCCCCGGGUCAGACCCCUCCGAGAGCAGCGGGGGCGGUUCGGGCUCCGACACGUUCGUGCCCGGCAAUCACUGGCCUGAAGGGUUCUCGCUUGCCGGUCGCCACCGGGCGGCCGGGAUCGUUGUCGUAACUAUGAUUCUGGUCCAUCUGAUGAUGCUCACUCUCUAAGGCAGGCCUGCUGAACUUUGAUUGCAUAGCCCGGACUGAAUAACUGUGCACAGAAUGGAGAGGUCUGUAUCAGUGUGAAAGGGGGUGAGAGUGAGAGUGAGUGAGACUGAGACAAGAAGUGCCGCCUUGGAAGCCGGCGGUAGGUAAAAUUCACCAUCUACACAGCAAAUCUGAUCAAGACUCCCGAAUAGAAUUUACCUUUGCGUCAGACCAAAUAUUUGAAAUGCCAUGUGAAUUCCGAGCAAUAAUAGUUGUAAGCCAGAU